GUCCAGCCACCGGCGUGGGAACACAGUCACCGUGAACAUGCUUCACCGGUGGAAAGCGAAUCGAAUGAUUUCGUCCGGCUCGUCGGCGAUUCUUCUAAUUUUCAUUUCUAGCAUUGUAUUUUGUGUUCCCUCUCUGGCGGAAGGAUCAGGAGGAGAAGAAGAUGCUCGGCGAAUCAUGCUGAGCUUCAAGGAGACGCCUGGUGGAGUAAACGCCUCCUUCGAAUGCUCUCCAUCUGGUCCCUGCGUUCCUUGUGCCUACUCCGAGAAGAGUGAUGCAAAAUACCGCUGCAGUGAAACUGGAUAUCGAAUUCCUUUCAAAUGCGAGGAAAUUAGAGACCGUACGAUGGAAGAGAAGAGCAAGAUAAUUCACAACCGAUCUGAUUUAGAGAGUGAAAUUGCUCACACAUACCCAAUAAGGCAAAGAAGUUUGUUGCAAGAUCCUUCCACUUCUGCGAGUGGAUUGCAGGCUUACAUAACUUACAGAAGCUGUAUAACCACAGUUAGUGAAGAGAGUUUGUCAGUACUUGGUUUUGAGGGAAUAAUGUUGGGCUUGCUGAUGAUAAGUGGUUCGACUAUAUACUACAGAAGAAAGCGAGCCAAUGCAGCAUCUGGUGGCAUGCCUGUAAGAGUUCCUAAGAAUUCUUGGUUUUGAAUCAAAUAGCGCCAUCGAUUGAAGGUUACCCCAAAAGAUGUCUCUAAAACCGCCCGGGUGGAGAUGAUGCUAUGCGGGUCGAGGCGUACAAUUUAUGUGGCUAAAACCAUUUACUCUGUCUGUCUUAAGGAUGAAUCCUUGCCCAAUGACUCUAAGGAGGCCAAGAAGAUUCAAAGGAUGGCUCUAAGUUAUGAAACCAUGGGAUCAUUUCAAAUUUUCGAUAUUAGCUGGUGAAGUACAAAAUUCUUCCGAUUAUCCUCGGAUUUGACAAUUUUUUGUGUAGAGAAAUACUCCCUCCGUCUCAAAAUAAGAUUCCUCUUUUGUUUUGGCAGAUAGCUUAAGAAAUGAAAAAUUGUGUGGUUG
Cuscuta campestris is the source of this 1015-nucleotide messenger RNA. The record is from the annotation of a GenBank genome assembly. Lineage: Eukaryota; Viridiplantae; Streptophyta; Magnoliopsida; Solanales; Convolvulaceae.